CAAAAUCUAUCACGAACAACCUCCCAUAUCGUAUGCAUUCGUUUGCCUUUCACGUUCAUCAUGGAAGCCAAGUUAAGGGCCUUGCAAGGACCGACACCCGCCUUUGUGAUCAAGCUGCAAAGGCUGCCUCUGGAAAUCGUCCACCAGAUCCUCGACUGCCUGCCACUCUUCAAAGUACUCAAUCUUUUGGCUCACAAGACGCCAUAUGCCGAGAAAUGUGUGCUUACGCACAGAUACCUUGGAUUGGUGUUCAAAUCGCCAUCCGAUAUUGCAAGCGUGAUCGAUUACUUCCUCCUCUUUCGCGACAUACGCAUCUUCUGCGGCCAGAAUUUGAAAGAUAAUUAUCUCAUCGCAUUGAACUACUCAGUGAGUGGAUAUGAAGGUUCUUCAAAUUACGACAUAAUAGAGCCCUUGAUUGAUGAGAUGAUCUCUGAUAUCAGAGGCCACCUACGAUUGGAGCUGCCUGACAUAGACCUGAUCCGUUCCUCCACGGACUUCCCUGCUCCGCUGGACAGUUCUUUCCACAACCUUCUGAACCGCUGGUUUUGGAUCACUGAUGCGAAGGAAAAGAUUAAUAUCGCCAAAGCGAAUCAGUGGAACAAGGCCGCCGACUUGUUGGAAGCCUACCCCGCAAUGUUGAAGAAAACGCUCGAUCCUUCCCAGGAUGGCCUGAGGCCCAACACUGCCCAUAUUGCUGACAGAUUCCGAGGCAAUGCAAAGCGAUGUUUGAGAGACCGCCAAUUGGCACAUCCCCAAAAUAGGCUUCGGGCAGGGUGGCUGCCUUGUGUUCCUGGGGUAGACCUCAUCGAAUUGGUACCUUACGAUCGAUACCUGUGGCUAUUUUUAGAAACAGUGAAGAAGCAUCCUCCCGUGGACGUUAUGGACCACAUUGCAGCUAGCUUACAGAGUAUUACUCUGAGUCUAACUGAGGUCAUGGACACAAACCAAAUGCCAGAGGGUGCCACAGGGCGAAUGGAAGGAGAAAAGUAUCGAUACCCGCCCGAUACUGCUGACAAUAUCCGAAUCGCGAUGAAUGGUCUAUUCUACGUUUACACCGGGUCCACACUGUUAAUAGUUCCACGUAUUCAUUGGCCAGCUACUAUGGAGCCUGACUUUGACAACUAUGUACAGAAUCCACGAUUCUUCAUUGGCCUCAAGCCACAUCCGGCGAACUUACCUGCGGAGUUUCACAGAUGUCCCGUGCGGAAAUGUAAACCCCACGAUGAUCGGGAGUACAAGUGGCUAGAGGCAUUUUUGAAAGCUGUUAGCUGGAUGCAGAAGGAGUUCGGCUCAAGUGGUUAAGGCGAGGUGCAAUGCAGAUUUCUGUUGAGGCAUGUGGAGGAUGCUGUAUAGAGGCAACGGUGGGGGUGUUGAUUGAGGGGAGGACUUUCCAACAACUGAGAGAUUGUAAGGGAGAGGGCUGAUGAAGUUCAUCUGGAGAGCAGGAAAAGGCGUCGAGAGCAUGGAAAGAAGAAGUAUGGUAGGACAGUGAGCCCCUCGUGCUUGCUUCAUUUCUGCGCCUCUUCUGAGAUUGAGUAUAAAUAGCAGCAAGAAAGAAUUGCAUCUUUGAUUGCAUGACUGUUUGCCAUUGGCCAUUACCCCUUUCUUCAGGGGGCGGACUCGCUAAAUCAC
Messenger RNA from Hyaloscypha bicolor E, 1632 nucleotides. RefSeq lists its product as uncharacterized. The transcript has a single exon. The record is from RefSeq and is a predicted model, not a curated record. Bases 61 to 1302 code for a protein of 413 amino acids. NCBI's taxonomy places the organism in Eukaryota, Fungi, Ascomycota, Leotiomycetes, Helotiales, Hyaloscyphaceae.